CAUCUCGUUGCGCCUGCUCGGUUCGGCGGUGGAACAUGGCGGCCGACAUGAGGCUGCUCGGGUUGGUGGAGGAGUUUGUGAGUGGAUUGCAGGACGGGGCGGCCAAGGACUUAGCCACAGAUCACUACAAAUCAAUGUGAAUAAUAAGGGUUGUGGAAGGCGUUAUACAAAUGCAAGCCUAAAUAUAAGCGAUGGAAGUGUCAUUGAUGGGAAGUGCACUGCACUGGAAAUUGUGGAAGCUUUGGGGAAAUGUUUGACGAAUUCUGAGCCAAGAAUAAGAAGCCGGGGGAUUCAGCUCCUCUCUCAGGUUUUGCUGCUGUCUUAUUCGUCUCUCAAACAAAGAGAAGUGGAGGCACUGGCUAUCUUCUAUAUAGAUCGACUGAAGGAUCAUUACAUUAUCACACCUUAUGUCUUGCAAGGGUUGAAAGCCUUGAGUAUGAGCUCUGUUCUGCCAGAAGGGUUGGCUGUAACAAUGUUGAAGGCACUGUUCCAGGAGGUACAUGUCCAGUCCCUGAUGCAAUCUGAUCGGCAUUCUGUGUACACCAUCAUCUCAAAUUUAAUGGAUACCAGAGAGCAAGAACUGAAGAGUUUGGCAGCAGACUUCACAUUUGGUUUUAUUCAAGCAAUGGAUGGAGAGAAGGACCCACGGAAUUUAUUAAUGGCUUUUCAAAUCUCCAGGGACAUCAUCAUCAACAAUUAUGAACUUGGGAACUUUGUGGAAGAGUUCUUUGAGAUCACUUCAUGCUAUUUUCCCAUUGAUUUUACACCGCCUCCAAAUGACCCACAUGGGAUAUCUCAAGAGGAGUUAGUGUUGAGCCUGCGAUCUGUACUUACUGCCACACCCCGGUUUGCAGAGUUCCUAAUGCCACUCCUGAUUGAGAAACUGGAUUCGGAUAUUCAGAGUGCCAAAGUGGAUUCCCUUCGGACUCUGACAACAUGCUGCAGAGAUUAUAGGAAGAAGGAGUUGAAAGAAUUCCUACCAGCUCUUUGGCACUCUAUACGCAGAGAGGUCUUUCAGACAGCAAGUGAAAAGGUUGAAGCUGAAGGUCUUGCUGCUCUCCAGGCACUAUCAACUAGUCUGUCCAAGUCAGUUAUCGAUUCGGAUGCAGAGGAUAGUCUGGAUGCAUUCCUCAAUAAUGUUCUACAGGAUUGCAAGCAUCAUCUGUGUGAACCAGACAUGAAACUCGUGUGGCCAAGUGCAAAGCUGCUCCAGGCAGCUGCGAGUGCUUCGUACAGAGCAUGCUCCAAGAUCAACAGCUGCAUAUUUCCUCUGUUGCUGGAACAAUUCAAUAAACAUAAACAGAGUAGCCAACGUUGGACAAUCUUGGGAAUUUUGAAAAUUUUCAUUAAACUAAUCCAAAAGUGGGACCGAGAUGAGGAAGAUGAGAAUCCCCUGUGUGCCUUUAAGGAUCAGCUUUGUAUCCUGGUAUUCUCUGCACUGACUGAUUCCAGUGUCCAACUGCAAAUGGUGGGGACUAGCACUUUGGCAGUUCUGGCAUCACAGCAAGAUUUGCUGUCUUCCUCCGACAUCGAGUUGAGUGUAGACCACUUGAACAGACUGAUCCUACAGGAGGCUGAUCCUCAAGUUUGUGCCGCAGCAUUGGAAGCUUCCACGAUCAUUUCUGCAAUCCAGCCCUCUGCUUUCGUCACUAAGAUGGUUCCAGCACUGACGCAAGAUUUAAAUACAGAACGGAUGGAAGUGAAGGAUGAUGGCGAACCUCUUGCACCGUCUGGUAAUGCUCUGCAUCAACGCAGUAUACAGGCUCUGGCUGCCAUUUCCACACACCCCAGUAUAGUGAAGAGGACAGUCCCAGUCCUGCUGCAGCAUUUGACCAAUUUACAGAAAGGGACUUCAGGCAAUGAAAGCGACAUGGCCAUCUUGAUGUGCCAGAGCCUGCAGCGAGUGGCAGAACACUGUCGGGGUGCUGAAGAGAGCAGCCAGUACUUUCACCAAAUGGUUGUUCCAUGCCUACUGGGACUGGCCAUCCAGACAGCUAUGCAAGACUGUGCAUCUGAGGUCCGGCUUGGCAUCCUGUGUGAGGAACAGGUAAUCACGGCGUUUGGGACCGUGAUCAGCACUGCCUACAGUGAUGGCGAGACAGAACGAGCUUCUAGAACAAUCUCCCAGAUUGUGGCCUUGUACCUUGAUGGGGAUGUCUCCUCCUUGCCUGAAAAUAACCUUUCCAGAAAGUUCCAGCCUUUUCAGUCACCGGAUUCUCCGUGGCCACAAACUCAGCUGAUUGCCCUUCUGCAGGCUGCUGUCUGCUCCCUGCCAAAGAAUAUAAUAGUACCACAACAGGAGAGGUUGUUGGAACGACUAAUGGAGCUAGCUUGCACCAGCGACCAUCGAUUCACUUACACGUCUGCUGCUAAAUGCAUUGCUGGCCUCAUCAACAAAUACCCUGCAGGUGAACAGUUGGACUCUGUUCUCCAGGAUGUGUUGAAAAAGAUUGACAGUGGGCUGGAGAGGAAUGCUGGAGUUUGUGCACAGGCUACUAGCAGGACCCGAGUUUUCACCUUACUGCUGUGGUUAACAAAAUCACUUGUGCUGCGCUAUCACUCUCUUGCUGCCACAUUGACUGACAAGCUGAUACAGCUGCUCACUGACCCCGAUCUGGGAACUGAGGCAGCGGACGGAUUCUCCGUCUUGGUCAGUGACUCCUCGGAUGUCCUGAACAAGGCCACUCACGCCGACAUUCGCAUCAUGUACCGGCAGCGAUUCUUCACCGAGAACGUCCCCAAACUGGUCCAGGGCUUCCACUCAGCCAGUGAAGAUAAUAAGUCGAACUACCUGAAGGCACUUUCUCACGUGUUGAACAGUCUUCCGAAGCAGGUCCUGAUGACAGAGCUCCCGUCGCUGCUGACUCUGUUGUUGGAGGCUUUGUCGUGCUCAGACCAGGUGGUCCAGUUGUCCACACUGGGCUGUUUGCAUCCUCUUUUGCUGGACGCCACUCAGACCAUGAGCUUGCAUGUAGAUACUUUAGUGAACAAAUUGCUCAAUCUGACUUCCAGCCCUGCCAUGAAAGUCCGUAUUGCAUCCUUACAGUGCAUGCAUGCACUGACUAAGCUGCCACCACAUGUGAUCCUGCCCCACAAAUCCCGGGUAAUCCAAGCCCUGGCUAAACCCUUAGAUGACAAGAAGCGACUGGUGAGGAAGGAAGCAGUCAGAGCUCGGGGAGAAUGGUUUCUUUUAGGGAGCCCAGGCAGUUGAUGCGCAUCCACCUGACCAGAGAGAGAGAGAGAGAAAGACGACAAUCAGACGAGGCCUAGCCUGUCCGGCACAUUUACAACCAGUGGCCUGUUCAACUUAACAUUCCAAGCCCCCACAAAAAUAACACAAUAAAAAUUAAAUCCAGUUUUUCUUACAAAAGAAAAA
Messenger RNA from Chiloscyllium plagiosum (whitespotted bambooshark), 3376 nucleotides. RefSeq names its product MMS19 homolog, cytosolic iron-sulfur assembly component (gene mms19). Gene Ontology annotation, cellular component: MMXD complex; cytosolic [4Fe-4S] assembly targeting complex. The record is from RefSeq and is a predicted model, not a curated record. Lineage: Eukaryota; Metazoa; Chordata; Chondrichthyes; Orectolobiformes; Hemiscylliidae.